Messenger RNA from Anisakis simplex (herring worm), 312 nucleotides. Lineage: Eukaryota; Metazoa; Nematoda; Chromadorea; Rhabditida; Anisakidae. The record is from the annotation of a GenBank genome assembly.
AUGGGGCAAAGCGCCGAGCUAAUCGCAGCCAAACGAUGCUUGCAUGUGAUACUGAAAUGUUUUGACUAUGAGAAGAAGGAAUUACAUUCGGCGCGUUUAAAAGAGCUGAAAACAUUGGUCAGAAAUCAUUCGGAUAUCAUUGUUGGUCUGGUGGAAUAUUUGCUCAAGAUCGUUCGUCAAGAGAAUAGCGAUCGCCGUUUGGCUAUACUCUUGAUUUGUGACUGCUUCUUUCAAAGAUCACACGCCUUCCGUGUAGAACUCACUAAGUCACUUCAGGUUACUAUUCAAUGUGCUUAUUUUAACGAUAUAUGA